AUGGCGCAUGUGAUCUCUCAAGUUGCUGCCCCUGUUCCUCAAACAAUUGACAGAGAGAAAGUAAGUUAAAGAUGUCAUUGUACAUGACGUUUAGGUUUGUCCACUGCUUUUGAGAAUCUUCUUGAAACAAAACGGUCACAAUCAUCUGGGAGAGUUUAGCCGAGGCUCAACACCAUCCAACGAAAUUCAAAUUUACACAUGGUAAGUUCUUUGCACAUUAGUUUUUGUAAAAAGCAAGAUAAGGUUAUCAAAGUUCGUUGUAUAUUUUUAUUUUCCAGGAAAGAUUGUACCCUCAAAGAGUUAGUUACGUUAAUCAAAGAUGUAAAUACAGAUUCGCGAAAGAAGGGAACUGAAUUUGAUUUCAGUGUUGGUAAGUUUUAACCAAUUGUUUUAGUUUUGUUUUUAGUGUAUCCAUCUCGAAACACUGGAAAAUACCAGUCUAAAUCCGUUGGCGUUCUACAGAAUGGAAACCGAGGUGUUGAUGACGCCAAAACCUUGCAAGAAGCUGGCUUUGAGAUUGGAGACUAUAUUGAUGUAGCCAUUUACUCUCCCGUGGAAAGAAGCUACAGGAACGGAGGCAAUGUUAACAGAAGAUCAUCAUUCGACCGUCCUCAACGUCGUUUCAAUUCGUUCAGAGAUUAG
Molecule: messenger RNA, 642 nt
Organism: Bursaphelenchus okinawaensis
Lineage: Eukaryota; Metazoa; Nematoda; Chromadorea; Rhabditida; Aphelenchoididae
Source: the annotation of a GenBank genome assembly